Molecule: messenger RNA, 1643 nt
Organism: Daldinia vernicosa
Lineage: Eukaryota; Fungi; Ascomycota; Sordariomycetes; Xylariales; Hypoxylaceae
Product: glycoside hydrolase family 28 protein
Exons: 2
Coding region: 349-1434 (361 amino acids)
Biological process (GO): pectin catabolic process
Cellular component (GO): extracellular region
Molecular function (GO): polygalacturonase activity
Source: RefSeq, a predicted model, not a curated record
AGACACGUAUUGCAUGAGUAUGUCAUGAGAACUCAGUAUACCCAUAUCUUCCAAAACUCUAGCUGCUUUCUAGAAUCUUACUCACAGUAAGUGGUCAGGACACUUCCGGUGGGCACAUGGAUCCAAGCGGAGAUCCACCAAACAGGGUAACGUAUUCCUUGCACGCCCGUGUCUCACCACCAGUUUUCCGCGCGAAUCACGGAACAUGCCGUGCAUGCAACUCGGGGAUCGUCAUACCACCUGGCAAAAGGGGGCAAGUAGGUAGUAUAAGAUGUCGAUGUCGUCCAGCUUUCCCACCAAUAACAUUUUGCUAUCGACAUCUCGUUCUUUACAACGCAAUCCAGCACAAUGCAUAACCUUGCCGUUCUUGGUCUCGCCUCUCUGGCCCUCGCGGCCCCGAGCGCUCUCAACGAGAGGGCUACUACUUGUACCUUCACUUCGAUCGACACUUUGGCGUCCAAGAAGAAGUCUUGUACGAAUAUCAUACUCAACGGAAUCACUGUUCCAGCUGGAGAGACACUCGACUUGACCAGCCUCACUUCUGGCACUACCGUCACCUUCCAAGGCACUACCUCGUUCGGGUACAAGGAAUGGUCGGGCCCCCUAAUCAGCGUCUCGGGAACCAAGAUCACCGUCAACGGCGCCAGCGGCCAUAUCAUCGACGGCCAGGGCGCGAAGUGGUGGGACGGAAAGGGUAGCAACGGAGGCAAGACCAAGCCCAAGUUCUUCUACGCCCACAACCUGAAGUCUUCGUCGAUCAACGGGCUGAGCGUCAAGAACACCCCAGUCCAGGGCUUCUCCAUCAACGGUGCCGAGGAUCUCACACUAAAAAAUAUCCACAUCGACAACUCUGCCGGAGACUCCGCCGGCGGCCACAACACCGAUGCCUUCGACGUCGGGUCCUCCGACGGUGUAAAGAUCAUCGACGCAAUCGUCAAGAACCAGGACGACUGCCUAGCCGUCAACUCGGGCACCAACAUCGAGUUCACAGGCGGCACCUGCUCCGGCGGCCACGGCCUGAGCAUCGGAUCCGUCGGCGGCCGCACCGACAACGACGUGAGCAACGUGGUCAUCUCCAGCUCGACCAUCAGCAACUCGCAGAACGGCGUGCGCAUCAAGACGGUGUACGGCGCCACCGGCUCCGUCAACAACGUCACGUACUCGGGCAUCACGCUCAGCAACAUCACCAAGUACGGCAUCGUCAUCGAGCAGGACUACGAGAACGGCAGCCCCACCGGCACCCCGACCACCGGCGUCCCCAUCACCGACCUCACCGUCAGCAAGGUCACGGGCUCCGUUGCCAGUUCCGCUACUGAUGUGUAUAUCCUGUGCGGCAAGGGGUCUUGCAGCAACUGGACGUGGUCUGGUGUGAGCAUUACCGGGGGCAAGACCAGCUCUAAGUGCUCCAACGUUCCUUCGGGAGCGUCUUGCUAAAUAUUUUUGGUAGCCAGGCAGAAUUAACGUCGAAAAAGGUGGCGCACCCACCAGCAUGAUUGUUGGUAGACUGCUCCGGUUAUUUUAACGCUAUUCUGCCGGGUCAAAUUUCGUGUAUAUAUCCGUACCCGCGAUAUAUAUUUCUAUUCAUAUUCAUAUAGAUAGUUAUUUAUAAAGUCUAGCCAAGCUUAAGACAUGUUUAUAUCUCA